AUGCUAUUUUAUGAAUUCUUUUUGACAAAAAUUGACACAAAAAUAAAUAUAACUCUAAAAAAUAACAUGAAGAUAUCAGGAUUAUUAAUAAAUGUAGAUCCCUAUCUUAAUUUAUGUUUAAAAGAAGUUGAAACAGCAGAAAUUUCUUUACAACAAAUGAAAAUUUGUUCUGUUAGAGGAUUGGCCAUAAAAUCUAUAGAGCUCGAUAUAGAUGACAAACUUGAAAGACUUAAUCAUGGAUCAAGACUUUGUAUUUCAGAUUUACAAAAAAUAAAUAAUUGA
Molecule: messenger RNA, 282 nt
Organism: Vairimorpha ceranae
Lineage: Eukaryota; Fungi; Microsporidia; Nosematidae
Product: u6 snrna-associated ribonucleoprotein
Exons: 1
Coding region: 1-282 (93 amino acids)
Source: RefSeq, a predicted model, not a curated record